This is a messenger RNA of Pomacea canaliculata, 936 nucleotides long. Its product is annotated as coiled-coil domain-containing protein 171-like. The transcript has 3 exons. Lineage: Eukaryota; Metazoa; Mollusca; Gastropoda; Architaenioglossa; Ampullariidae. Bases 1 to 936 code for a protein of 311 amino acids. The record is from RefSeq and is a predicted model, not a curated record.
AUGGCAGUAUUUCUAAAGGAAAGGGAUCCUAAAUCGGCAGCAGAAAUGAUAGAGUGGGCUGAGAAGUAUGGAAGGCCAUCCAAGUCUGAGAGGACAAGGCUCAAGCGUGUGUCACAAACACAACAGCCGUCAAUACAGAGAGAAUCAACUCUUCAGGAGGUUCAUGAAGAUAUGAACCACAAAAUCAACGACCUGAGUGACGAAAUCAAAGCGUUACAACAAAGUUUACAGAACUUUAAAGAAAAUACAAAACAUAGUGAACACAGAUUGCAGAGAGAAAAUAGUGACCGGGACAAAGAAAUUAUUCGGCUUAAGACUGAGACAGAGGUUUGGCGAAAAGAAAGAGAUGAAAUGUGUAAACAACAGUGGGUCACAGUUGGUGACUUUGAAGAAAAAGUUCGUGAACUUGAAUUAGGUCAUAAGAAACAGUCCGAUGACCUUCAGAAAACCUUAGCAGAAAUCAAAUUCUUCAAGGAACGUAACGAAUGCAUGAAGAAAGAACUUGAUAAUACUGUAACAAAAGAAAAAUCUCUGGAAGUGGAGAUAGCAAAUGCUGAGACUAAGAAAGUGGUGGAACGAUUGACAAAACUGAUAAGAGAAUUCAAACAAAUCUACGAUGACGAGAGAAAAACUAAAGAGGUGUAUCUGGACAUGAGACAUCAGAUGUCGAGUGAGAUGGAGGAAACGACGACAGACAUUGGCACCUUGACCAAAGAGUUUGAGGUUCAUCAGACCUUCAAAGAACUCAAGACAGCUCUGGGAAAAGUCAAGAAAAAACGAGCAUUUUCAGAGAACUAUUAUGGGACAACUUUCAAAGAAUUAGGAUAUUUGCUGCUAAGUUUCGAUCCAGAGGGCAAAAAUAAGAAGAAAAUUGGAGACCCUUUGUACUCUGGACAAGGUUCCAGCUUGGUGCUCCGACCUCCAUUACCGGACUGA